Molecule: messenger RNA, 1781 nt
Organism: Clupea harengus (Atlantic herring)
Lineage: Eukaryota; Metazoa; Chordata; Actinopteri; Clupeiformes; Clupeidae
Gene: foxi1
Product: forkhead box i1
Biological process (GO): anatomical structure morphogenesis; cell differentiation; regulation of transcription by RNA polymerase II
Molecular function (GO): DNA-binding transcription factor activity, RNA polymerase II-specific; RNA polymerase II cis-regulatory region sequence-specific DNA binding
Source: RefSeq, a predicted model, not a curated record
AUAAAUUAUUACAGCGUGUCAGAUUUUUUAAAUUAGGAGGGAUAACGCGAUUUGAACUAAAAAUCCUUCAAGGUUCUGAACGCGCCCAUCAGCAAGACAAUGGGAGUGGAGCGUGUCAGUGGGAGGGGUUGUCACACAUUCAUUCAGCUGUCUACCUGCUUGGAGCCCAUAAAUACUCCCAUUAACUUCUGUCCCCAAUUUCCAGGAAGAGUCUGUCUGAGAAGGAAGGCAGUCGAUAGCUGGAAAUCAUUUGAGCUUGAUAUUUUGGACGGGUGUAUCACUGUCAACUGGCAGCUGAUUUGAACGGAUUAUGAACGCUUUUGGACAACAGACAUCUAAUCAGCAAUCAGGUCCAAUUCAGCACCACAGCGCACAAGAAAUCCUGGAUAUGGCUGUGUAUUGCGACAACUUCGGCAUGUACCAGCAGAAUCUGCAUCAUCAUUCGCAGAGGCCACCUGGGCACACAACAAACUAUGGUCUUGGGGAGUAUAGUUCCCCAUCAACUAACCCCUACCUGUGGCUGAACGGGCCGGGUAUUAACUCUUCUCCCUACCUGUCCGGCACCAAUGGAACGUCCUACAUUCCGUCGGGAUAUGGGACAAAUCAGCGGCAGUUCUUGCCACCUCCUACGGGUUUCGGAGGGGCCGACCUCGGAUGGCUCUCCAUAUCAAGCCAGCAAGAACUGUUUAAGAUGGUGAGACCACCUUACUCCUACUCGGCGUUGAUUGCCAUGGCCAUCCAGAGCGCAGGGGAUAAGAAAUUGACACUGAGCCAAAUAUACCAGUACGUCGCAGAAAACUUUCCCUUUUACAAAAAGAGCAAAGCGGGAUGGCAGAACUCGAUUCGGCACAACCUAUCCUUGAAUGAUUGCUUCAAGAAAGUGGCACGGGACGAGGAUGAUCCAGGUAAGGGGAACUACUGGACUUUGGACCCUAACUGUGAGAAGAUGUUCGAUAAUGGAAACUUCAGGAGAAAGAGGAAGAGACGCGCGGAUGCCAACAACAGCGGCAGCAACACUGUUAUGUCAGUUAAAUCAGAGGACACUGCGGCUGUAAAGCUCUCCGACACGGCCAGCAUCAUGAGCGCGUCGCCUCAGAGUCUCCAGAAUUCCCCGAGCUCCAGCGACUCCAAGUCCUCGCCGUCACCCUCCAUCGAACACAGCCCCUGUUUCAACAGCUUCGUCUCCAACAUGAACUCAAUCAUGACCAGCAGCAACACCGGGAUCAGAGGAAGGGACUUCAACACGGGUCCACUAGGGGAUCUGUCACAGGGCAGAGAGAGCAUGUCUGGACUUGGUUCUUACUCGCCAACUCAAAUUACUCCUCUGAACUCCGAUGGCAGUCCGCUCACUGGCAACAGAAUGAACUAUUACACAGGAACAACCUCUGGUAGUCUAAGCAAUCACCUCUCAAAUCAUUUCAGUGUCAACAAUUUGAUAUACAGCCGUGACGGAACAGAAGUUUAGAUAUGGGUUUACAACGUGUAGGCUAGUGUACUCUGUGAGUGCUAAUACAAUCCACACAUUUCAGUAUAUAGGUCACUACUAGAUUUGACAACUGAGCCAUGUAUAUCUCCCUAUGGUUGCACUGUAGGCGAAUGACGUUUCUAAAAGGACAAGCGUUGUUUGACAAAAGUUGUCAGUUUUUGUAAAUGUACUAUAACUUAGAAUGGAAAUUUCAACCAGAUUUCCAAUUCAUUUUCAUUUUGAAUGAAAUGACCCUGUACAGCUCAAAUUCCCUUGCUUUCUCUGAGGAAUGAUUUUACAUGCAAGUGCAUUUAUU